GACGAUGGACAUCUCCUCAUGUCUGAGACGGCCAUUCCGGAUGGUGGGCACUAAAAGGAUGAUGGCUUCGAAUUUCCGGUGGCUCCUGUCAGCAUUUAUCCUUCUGUAUUUAAUGAAGCCAGUAAAUAGCCAUAGAAUGGGGACUUUUCAUGAAUUAAAGUGUGUAACUCACAAUUUGCAAGUAUGGGACUGUUCCUGGAAAGCAGCAGGCCAUGGUGCUGCCUAUGAAGUUUGCGUUGAAAACAGGCCACGUUCUUGUUACCAGUCGGAGAAAACAAACGUCAAGAUCCCAGCUCUUCCACCUGGUGACCAUGAAAUAACGAUAAAACAUGGAAGUUCUAUGAAUAAAUUCCUAUUCAGUGAAAAAAACGUUUACUUCAUUCCGGAUACUCCAGAGAUCUUGAAUUUGUCUGCUGAUUUCCCAACUUCCACGUUACACCUAAAGUGGAAUGACAAAGGUUCUGCUUAUCUACACCCCUCAAACAUCAUCUGGGAAAUUAAAAUUCUACAUAAAGAAAAAAUGGAAGUCAUUAAACUAAUGACCCACAACACAACUCUGACAGGGAAAGACACAGUUCACCACUGGAGCUGGACCUCGGAGCUGCCCUUGGAGUGUGCCACCCACUACGUGGGGAUUAGGUGCUAUGUUGACGAUCGUCAUUUCUCUGGUCAUAAACAGUGGAGUCACUGGAGCCCACUGAAGAACGUUUCCUGGUCUUCUGAUUCUCAAACUAAGGUUUUUCCUCAAGACAAAGUGAUACCUGUAGGCUCGGAUAUAACAUUUUGUUGUGUGACUCAAGAAAAAGUGUUAUUAGCACAGAUUGGCCAAACAAAUUGUCCCCUUAUUCAUCUUGAUGGGGAGAAUGUUGCAAUCAAGAUCCAUAAUAUUUCUGUUUCUGCAAGUAGUGGAACAAAUGUGGUUUUCACAACAGAUGAUAACAUGUUUGGAACUGUUAUUUUUGCAGGAUAUCCACCUGAUAUUCCUCAAAAACUAAACUGUGAGACAUAUGACUUAAAAGAGGUCAUAUGUACCUGGAAUCCAGGAAGAGCCACGGCACUGGUGGGCCCUCGAAAUACCAGCUACACGUUAUUUGAAAGUUUUUCAGGAAAAUAUGUUAAAUAUAAAAGAGCUGAAUUGCCCAUAAAUGAAAGCUAUCAGUUGUCCUUUCAAAUGCCUCCAGAUCAAGAAAUAUAUAAUUUUACUUUGAAUGCUCGCAAUCCUCUGGGCCAGUCAAAAUCAACAAUUUUAGUUAACAUAACUGAAAAAGUUCAUCCCCAUACUCCUACUUCAGUCAGAGUGAAGGAUAUUAAUUCAACAGCUGUCACAAUUCACUGGCAUCUGCCGGGCAACUUUGCAAAGAUUAAACUUUUAUGUCAAGUUGAAAUUCUUAAAACUGAUUCAGUACGAGAAUUGCGGAAUGUCACCAUCAAAGGAGUAGAAAGUUCAAGUUACCUCACUGCUGUAGACAAGUUAAAACCAUAUACUAAAUAUACUUUUCGGAUUCGUUGUUCCUCUGACACUUUCUGGAAAUGGAGCAAAUGGAGCAAUGAAAAACAAUAUUUAACCACAGAAGCCAUUCCUUCAAAGGGACCAGAUACAUGGAGAGAGUGGAGUUCUGAUGGGAAAAAUUUAAUCAUCUAUUGGAAGCCUUUGCCCAUUAAUGAAGCUAAUGGAAAAAUACUUUCCUAUAAUGUGUCUUGCUCAUCACAUGAGGAAACACAGUCCCUCUCUGAGAUCCCAGACCCUCAGCACAGGGCAGAAAUACAACUGGAUAAGAACGACUACAUCAUCAGUGUGGUGGCAAAGAACUCAGCCGGCUCUUCCCCACCUUCUAAAAUAGCCAGUAUGGAGAUUCCCAAUGAUGAUCUCAAAAUAGAACAAGCCGUGGGGAUGGGAAAUGGGAUUCUCCUCACUUGGAAUUACGAUCCCAACAUGACGUGCGACUAUGUCAUUAAGUGGUGUAACUCAUCUCGGUCAGAGCCCUGCCUCAUGGAUUGGAAAAAAGUCCCCUCCAACAGCAGUGAAACUGUAAUAGAGUCUGAUCAGUUUCGAGCAGGAGUGAGAUACAAUUUUUUUCUGUAUGGAUGCAGAAACCAAGGUUAUCAACUACUACGCUCCAUCAUUGGCUAUGUAAAAGAAUUGGCUCCGAUUGUUGCACCAAAUUUCACUGUUGAGGAUACAUCUGCAGAUUCCAUACUAGUAAAAUGGGAAGAUAUUCCUGUGGAAGAACUUAGAGGCUUUUUAAGAGGAUAUUUAUUUUACUUUGAAAAAGGAGAAAGAGACACAUCUAAGAUGAGGGGUUUGGAAUCAGGUCGCUCUGACAUAAAGGUUAAGAACAUUACUGAUGUGUCCCAGAAGACACUGAGAAUUGCUGAUCUGCAAGGGAAAACAAGUUAUCACCUGGUCUUGCGUGCCUACACGGAUGGUGGGAUGGGCCCGGAGAAGAGCAUGUUUGUGGUGACGAAGGAAAACUCUGUGGGACUAAUCAUCGCCAUUCUCAUUCCCGUGGCUGUGGCUGUCCUUGUUGGAGUGGUGACCAGUGUCCUUUGCUAUCGGAAGCGAGAAUGGAUUAAGGAAACCUUCUACCCUGAUAUUCCAAAUCCAGAAAACUGUAAAGCAUUACAGUUUCAAAAGAGUGUCUGUGAGGGAAACAGUGCUCUUAAAACAUUGGAAAUGAACCCUUGCACCCCGAAUAACGUUGAGGUCCUCGAAGCCCGAUCAAUAGUUCCUAAGAUAGAAGAUACAGAAAUAAUCUCCCCAGUCGCUGAGCGUCCAGAGGAUAACUCGGAGGCAGAACCUGAAAACCAUGUGGCUGUGUCUUACUGUCCACCUGUCAUUGAGGAAGAAAUGCCAAACCCAGGAGUGGAUGAAGCCGGAGGGACGUCACAGGUCAUUUACAUGGAUGUCCAGUCCAUGUACCAGCCCCAGGCCAAACCGGAGGAAGAACAAGAAAGUGAGCCUGUCGGGGGGACGGGCUAUAAGCCCCAAAUGCACCUCCCAGUGACGCCUGCUGUGGAAGGCCUGGCUGCAGAAGGUGACCUAGACGGAGCUGCAGGCUACAGGCCACAGGCAGAUGUGAACACCUGGCACUUGGUGUCGCCAGACUCCCCCAGGUCCACAGACAGCAACAGUGAGAUCGUCUCUUUUGGAAGCCCGUGCUCCGUUAACUCCCGACAAUUUCUGAUCCCUCCUAGAGAUGAAGACUCUCCAAAAUCAAACGGCGGAGGGUGGUCUUUUUCAAACUUUUUUCAGAACAAGCCCAAUGACUAACAGUGUCCCCUGCCACUUCAGUCUGCCAUCUCAAUAAGCUCUCACCGCUGGUGCUGCUGUGUCAGCGUGGGUCUCCUGGAGGAGUCUGUGAAGUAUUGCUGGUGAGGGGGACGUCACCGCGUGCAAGUUGUAUUAAGUAUUCCUGUGCUUUCCAUGUAGUCCAAAAGCCCAGUAGGGUAACUCGGAAGUUCAUCCCACAAAACCCAAGAUUUGUGAUUCAAGCCAAAGAAUCCUCACCACUCUAUCUUCCAGAAGCAUUUCUAGGCUAAUGGCCUAGCCCACACGUGAAAACAAAUCCCUCAGCAACUGUGUUCUGUUGUGUUGUGAAUGGUUUUCCCAUAUGUACUCUGUGGAAUUGCAAGUGGAUUUGCAGGUGAGGGGAAAAUGUCACAAGUAACAGAUGACCUCUAUUUGCCCGACGUUUACUCCAUUCUAGAUGAAAACCAAGCACAGCUGUUAAAUCUUUCAAAAUUAUUCGCCUCUGUCCUCAGCAUUUACAAAAAUGAAUAUAAGGUUUAAUGUAGUGACAGCCAUUUAGUGUUUAGUUUGGCAAAGUGUGCUGAUUUCCGUGCCUACUGUAUAAUGGUUACCAAAUAGUGGUCUCAGGGGUACAAACUUGGAAAAAGAGUGUGACACUGACUAGCCCUCACUAGAAUCACUUUCUCUUGCUUUGGUAGAUUCUCUGAACCUUGUUCAGCUUGUAUGCCAGCUUCCUGUAUUGCAAUCAGUUGCCUUAAUAUUGCAAACUUAAAUAUCUAAGACUGUUGUGUUGUUCUAAGUUUUUAAAAUAUUGUAUUUUUUUUUUUGGUAACACGGUCAGUUUUAUAAUUACACAGCAUUUUCAGUGUUACUCAUAAGCCUAUAAUUCCAGUGAUUUACUGUUUGAGACUACUAAACAGUAUUCAGUGGCGUUAACGUUCCAGUAGGUUCUGAUUGGCUUCCAUUUCUCCGAGAAGCCUGGAUCAUUGCUCUUUGACCCCCACAGUGAGCUUUUCUCUUGAUCUUGCAUCUUGGUGAUUCCAGCCUCUUAAACAAUCAUCAGUUCAGAUUAUUUGAUCUGGUCCUCAAUUUUUUAAGUACAAAACUAAAAAGACAAUGCUUCCUCUAGGGACAGUUACUCAAGGGCUACUUUAUGUGACGUGCUGGUGGUCAGUGGGCCGUGUCACGGUGUAAGUGGGAGCAGUCAUCCUGUGAGCAGCCAGGUCACGUGUCUCAGCACCCUGCCCCCCCUGUUUUCCCUAGAAUGAAGGUGGUCUUUGGAAAAGGAGAAUGAAAAACAAAAUGUUGUAUCUUAUAUUUUCUCUGGCCCUGGAUUGUUUGUGUAUUUUGACUUUUGGUUGUUAAGACAGGAUGACUUGAGAAUGUGAAAUAGCUGAGUCAGUCAAGAUAUGCCUGUUUUUCAUCAUCUGAGGUUCUGUAUUUGCAGAUAACGUAUUGCACAUGAUGCAUCAGGGUUUUUUUUUUCCCUAACUCAUCAUGUGUCUUUAUAAAAACCAUGUUGUGGAAAAAUCUACUGGGUGACAAGGAACAAAAUCUAUUUAGGUACUCUGUUUAUGAAUCCUGACUUUAGCAACUAGAGUUCAGCUAAAUUCCUCGGCUUCAUGAUCUUUGGACACGUGGAAUGAAAUAUAAUUAUGUGCACACAUAGUAUGUUAAAACUAUACACUAUCUCAUAGAGAACUUCAGCAGUGAAAAAUACAUCAAAACAGAGCCAACCCUUAAAGAAUUUGUUCUGCCAUCUUUCUCCUCUUGGGCUCUUUGCCUCAGCUUCCACCCCUGACUGAGUCCAGGGACUGCUGUCUCCCCUGCCAAAGCCAACCUUACCUUAAUCCUCUUAGCUCAACUCACCCCUCAUUUCCUACCAAACUCCAGGUACCGCUAUAGAAUUAAGUGUUGGCUGAGUUAAAAGUUUGUUGAUCUAAACAGUGCUAACCUGAGACCAUGGGAGAGAACCAGGAAAGAUUGUUUGGAUACUUCAUCGAGGACUGCCUGGCUCUGGUGCCUUUCUGGUGCCCACCAGCCUCUCCAGUGACCAGCCUAUUUGGCUGGUGGUGAACCACACAGAGGGUGUCUUGAUUCCUUCCACUCUGUCCAGGACUUGACUGCUGUUCCUGUGUGUAAAGGUGAAGUAUGCAUUCACUUCUUCCUCCACCCUCUGGGUUUCCACACACAAAGAUCAUCUAAUGGGAACAGAGUUACAAGAAGCAGAGUAAUGUUUUACUAGUCUGGAUGAGCUCCAUGUGAUAUGCUUAAAAGAACGUGGUUCAAGUCAGCAGCCAGAACAGGUCUCUGAAUUGAGGACAGCCAGUCCACUGUACAGAUCGGAAGGUAUUAACCUCCCAACCCCUGUGCCACCUGGACAGGUAGGAGCAACACCGCUGGGAGAGGGGAGGGAAGGGGGCAAGAAAACCCACCUCUGCCUAUACCCUGCUGUUUGAGGCGCUGGAGACAUUGGCAGAAGUGUGGGUUAUCCGCAACCUAUACCUGCUUGUGAAAGGGGUCUGUAGCUUUGUUCUGUCCAAUUGGAUUAGCUCCGGUCCCUGGUGAGGGGUAAAGAAAGACUAGAAGAAGGGGCUAGAUGUGUUCCCUCCAGCCUUUCCUAACUGAGAAAAUAAUUGGGAAAUCCCUCUCUCCUUAACUACAGCCCAACCGUUGGUUAGAAAAUUCUAAAUGUAUAAACUAGAAUUUUUACAUUACAUGGUUGACAAAAACUGCCUUAGGGACACAUUUUCUCAUCGUUCAUAAGUCAACUCAUUUAGAAGCCACUGUCAGUGAAGCUUCCCAUAGAAAUGGCAGCGGUCGUUAACACCUGAAUCUCUUUGUGAGUGGCCAUCUUGAACAAUAUUCACAGAUUAUUAUUGUUAGAAGAAAGACCUUGUACAUAGUGUAUUGUAUGAGUGACAUCAGGGUGUGGAAGCCGUCAGAGCCUGGAUUUGGGACUGUCGCUUUGAAGGCCUGGGCAGAUGACGCAUGUAGCGUGUGCUCGGCUGUGAAGGUGCUUUAUUCUUGGGGCUUAGCCAGAGGCAGCCACUCACAAAAAAGGUUAAGGGCGGAAAUCACAGCCUCACUUUCCAGACCAGCAUUAUUUUCACGGUUCAGGAAUCUGAAGGAUUGCUCUUGGAACACUAGUACUGUCGUGCUCUCAAACAGUGGUAAAAGUCAAUUCUUAAAACAUCCUGCACCUCAUAUUCUUGUUGGAGCUUAGUCCUGUAAUUUCUUAAUUGUCUUCAAUACUGUCUAUAUUUAAAGAACGUUGUAAUUCUUUCUAUAUUUGAAUAAUCUGAUUAGUAUAUGGAAGAUUAGUAAAUAUUUUCUUCCAAAAGGAAUUUGAAAUCAUUUUUAUGGUGUUUUGAAAUUAAGGUAUUCCCUGACCUACCAAUAUUCAGAAAAUGUCAUGUCACAUUUUUCUACUGCUCAGGCACAUAAUUUGAUAAAAUUUUGUUUUAAUUGAUCCUAAAGUAAUUGUUACUGAUCUCUCUCUUUGAACCAUGUCAUUAGUAUAUAUAAGAUACCAUUUUUUAAAUUUUGAAAGUGAAAUUGGGCAUUUUAGGAGUAAACCUGUGAGGCCGUUAAUUACUAAGACAAGGAACAUAAUGGAAGUCCAGCGAGUGAUUUUUUUAUUGACUGAGGCCCAUUCCGGAGCAUGCAAGGACAUGUCCUGAAGUUUGGGCAGGUCUGAGGUGUUGGGCUGGGAGACUCAAGUCUACUAUCAGGAGUAGGAGUGGGAACUGGGGAGACCCGUGCAAAAACAGCACUGGAUACCUUAUUUCUCCCUAACCUUGAGUUUUCAUUGUUCAUUUGUGUUUGGUGGACACACAGUUUGGCACAUGUUUGUACCAACUAGUCUGUGUUCUAGCAACCAAACAGUAAAUUGAUGUGUGAGCUUGACUGAUUAACAUAAGCACUUGUUCUUUUGAUAAAUUAUUUCUUAAGCUUUUAUUUUAAACUGAUAUUUCCUGCUGAAACAAAGUGUCCAUCUUUUAUAUCCAGAAGAAAUUUUUUGCAGAAGAAAUGAUUUAUUUCCAAACUUAUGGGAAAUGCAUCUUUUACACAUGGCCAGAGGCUAUCACUGGAAAUUACUUGGUUUGAAUUUGAUCAGUGUAUUGCUCAUGGAUUAUGUUAUCAGGGAAAUUAAUAAUUGUUAAACCUUUUUCACCAGGGUAGUAAAAUCUGUACUCUUUUUCAAUUAGUGCUUUUGUCUUAACAUGAUCAUAUUCAUGCUAAUUUUAAUACAGGUGAAUUUUAUUGCCAGUGGAGAGGAUUAAUAACAUUCAAUUAAUUGAUAUGUAAAACUUCGUUGUAUAUGAUAAAAUUCCAGGAGGUGUAAUGAUUUGAUCUAACUAUAGCCAAAAAGUUGUGAUUAUGACAUUGAAUUACAUCAGGAUUCCAUUACUGACCGUAAAUAGCACUUGCUUUUCCCCAGUCAAGAAUAUUAAUGUUUUGGAUUAUAAAUGUCCACGUCAUAACAGAAUUUAUCUGUGCAAGACAACUUCUCAUUGUCUGACAUUUUUAUGAAAAUUGAGAGUAGUGUUUUAAGAGGGAAACACUGUUUAUGUUCAAGUGCUACCUAAAGAACCAUAGAAACAGUAAGUUCAGAAGCUCUUAAAUAAGUAAACUGUAACUGAUUUAAUAUUAACCAAAUGCAAAGCAGUAAUACUUAAGUUCUUUUUAGUCAGCAUAAUUUAAAUACCCUAAAAACCAAAAUAUGUGAAUGGGAAAAUAAUAUUUAAUUGAUAAGGAACUUUUAUCUUCUAAGCUUACCUUUGCAGCCAGUCAGAGCUUAAAUUUCUUUUCAAAAAACUAAUAACAGACCUUUUUUCUGGUGCACUUAAAACCCACAUACUCUGUACAUCCAAUUGAAUGGCUCGCUCGAAUAUAUUGAACUUACUUCUAUAUUUGAAAUGUACUUCCCUUAUGACAAUUCCAUUUUAAAUGGGUAACCUUCGAUUUCUGAAGCAUUCCAGAUCUGAAAUUAUAAAAGAUCCAGAGGUUUGUAGGUAGUAACAUAGUAAUCACUAAAAGGCAAGUUAUUAGAUUUAACAUUGGCAUCAGGAUUUUGCAUUUGAUUACAGAAAACAAUACCAAUAAUGAUUUUCAUAAUUUUUUCCAAAUAUUCUUCCCCCAUUUGAUUUCAAAUACCUUUCCCAUUAUUUAUAAUAUACUCUGCUGUUUAAUUUUUUUUUGCUUCUAGCAUAAUGAUUAGGAGAAAUGUGACUAUGUUAUGAAUAGUUGAAUACUACACAACAAUACACUGCUAUUCAGUUCAUUGUUGCGGAAGGGUAGGUAUUAUAUGAUACCCUGGGAUUUGUUUUAUCUUACUACUUUCUCAAAAAGGAGAAUAGCUUUUUCUUUAAUGCUUUUCAAUUCAUAAUUGUUUGAAAGAGAGUAACCUCAAUGAGAAAGAGAAACAUCUUAAUUUUCAGAUUAUACUUCCUUACAGGUAUGUCCAAGGUAAAAUCAUUGAAAAUUUCCAACUUUCCUAGUCGGAAUGUUUUCUGUCUCCUUCUCCUUCAUUAGCUGGCCAUAAAUCAGAUGUCCUUACGAUUCUUAGGAAGUCACCAUAUUUUUUAUUUUCAAAAUUAUGUUAUAAUGAAUUACUGUUUACAAAAUACACAUACUGUGAACAGAUACAAGUCUUUGUCCUUUAUAAGGUUGUUUGUAGAAUGAGUGUUUUUUAAAAGGGGAUGUUUUAUGUUAAAUAUUUUCAAUUUUUUAUAAAUACUAGUAGUUGUUUACUAAUUUUUGUUUCAUCAGGUGUGUGCAAAUAUUGCUGAAAGAUAGGGAGAAACUACAGAUCUAACACUUCCUUUCUCAUUUCUUGAAAUGUUUACCACUGCAGGCUAUUUUUUUAACCUGAAUGAUCAGUUGUAAAUUCUGUUCCUAAAAUCAUGCUUAAUCAUAUAAAGAAACAUUUAAAUCUACUUACACAGGAAGUAAACUAUAGAUGUCAGUAGGUUUUGUGUCUCAGUCUGAUUAACAGAAUUCUGAGUUUUGUAUGGAAUAAAAUAACUCCACACACAGAGAUGACAACUGAGGUAUUUUAUGUCUUUUGAAAAUUGGGAAAUUGUGUUGGUGUUAAAAUGGAAAAUUUGAACAUUUUCUAUCCUGGUAUAAUUUCAGAACUUUUAGUUUCCAAAUCUUUUGGAAAAUGUGGUUAUAGCAAGAAUGUAGAAUAUAAGUAACCUAUUACUAAGACACCUUAAAUGUAAAACUAGUAUGCUUGGCUGUUAACUCUAAAGAUGUUACUAUGUCUGUUUUUAAAACAUGCAUGUAUUUAACAAUUUUACCAUAGUAUUGUCAUGGGAAAAAAUAAAUAUAUUUUCUUACAACUUA
Molecule: messenger RNA, 9604 nt
Organism: Condylura cristata (star-nosed mole)
Lineage: Eukaryota; Metazoa; Chordata; Mammalia; Eulipotyphla; Talpidae
Gene: LIFR
Product: leukemia inhibitory factor receptor alpha
Exons: 19
Coding region: 5-3271 (1088 amino acids)
Biological process (GO): cytokine-mediated signaling pathway
Cellular component (GO): external side of plasma membrane; membrane; signaling receptor complex
Molecular function (GO): cytokine receptor activity; cytokine binding
Source: RefSeq, a predicted model, not a curated record